CCGCAGCUUCAUCACACAUGGAUAUACAAGCUCUUCACCACAGAACCGAACCUGAUCCACUCCCGGUUCUGUAGAAUUUGCAGAUAACUCAACUACCCUCAGCUCCUCUGAACUUAUCUGAGCUUCUGUGGGUUUUAAUGAGGUGGGCGGCGGAUCAGUGCUUUUGAAAGUUUUGAGCUCCACAUGGUGAGUGAAUCUUCUUCUGAGUGAUUAUCAGACCGGAACAGUAGCAGCUCGCGCGCGCAGGUCUAUAGGAGUGAUUUGUGUUGAGUUUAGAGCAACUGGACUUUUGAGUUUUGAGAAGAUUGCAAGAAGAUUGCAAGAAGAUUGACUGGAAAUAAACCAAAAACUAAAACUAAAAAAGAUGAAAAUGAAGAUGCUAAAAGCUUCACAAGCUUGAAAUCAGAACAAAAACGCAAUCUAAACCCAACCAGAGGAUGAAGACCCACUGAGCGCUUUAGGGACCUGCGCUCCAUAAAAGCUGGAACUACAACAACUUCCAAACUCCCGCAAAAGUUUGGAGAUGCCUCGCCCGGGCAGAAACACGUACAGCGAGCAGAAGCCGCCAUACUCCUACAUCUCGCUCACCGCCAUGGCCAUCCAGAGCUGCCCGGAGAAGAUGCUGCCGCUCAGUGACAUCUACAAGUUCAUCAUGGAGCGCUUCCCGUACUACCGCGAGAACACGCAGCGCUGGCAGAACUCCCUGCGCCACAACCUCUCCUUCAACGACUGCUUCAUCAAGAUCCCGCGGCGGCCCGACCAGCCCGGGAAGGGCAGCUUCUGGGCGCUGCACCCGCGCUGCGGGGACAUGUUCGAGAACGGGAGCUUCCUGCGGCGCCGCAAGCGCUUCAAGGUGGCGCCCGCCGCGGACCCGCUGAUACGGAGCAAGGCUGCGGCGGAGGCGGCGCACUACCUGCAGCAACAACAGCGGCAACAACAGCAACAGGAGGCCAAGCUGAGAUUAAGCGCGUUGGCCGCUACCGCCGCCGCAGCCGCUGCAGCCGCCGCAGCCGCCACCACGCACCUGCCGACCCCCAUCGGCGGAUACCACCACCACCACUUCACCACCUCCCCUCCCCAUCAUCCUUCUCUUCAUCAUCCUCCUCCUACUACUACUCUUCUUCAUCCCCCCGCUGUGUUUAAACAUCCUUUCGCCAUCGAGAACAUCAUCGCCCGGGAGUUCAAAGCGCCCGGAGGAGGGUUGCCCUUCCCGCCCGCGCAGCACGCGACCCCGGCCUACCCUCUGCACGCAUGGCCGCACGUGUACGGAAGCAGUGCCGGUACCGGCGACGGAGGCGGUAUGGAUAUUACCGCUGCUGAGUGCCCGACUUACGGAGGAGGGGUUCCUAUUAGAGCAGUGCCCGCCGUUCCCGCUGUGCCCGUGCCCAUCAAACCCGCCCAUCUCCCGGCGUUCCUGUCGGUCUCGAGCGCCGCGCUGAGCCCCGUCGGACUUCAGGGCACUGGAGGCGCGAGCGGAGCUUCUCCCCAACAGAGCGCGGCGGCGGCAGCACUGCGGUCUGUCGCUGUUCACUGAUUCACUGAGAGACCCAGAACUUUCUUUCCAGAACUGAGAACUGAACAAUCCGAACCGAACCGUUUUAAACCUGAAGCCACAAACCUAAAAAAACCAACUGUUUUCUUUUUUCAACUCAAAUAGACACUGUUUAAUAAGAAUAAUUAGAAUUAGUGUAAUAAUUCAAAGCGUAUACUUGAGUUGAAUAAACCAAAUCCAGCUUUUUUCCCGGUUUAAGGAACUAAACAACAUAUUUUACAGUGUUGGACCCUCUGAUAUGGGAUUCUACAACUUUGUAACACGUGCACAAAAAAAAUCCAGUUUAAUUUACUUACAGUAUAUGUGCUGUAAAAAAUAUAUAAAUAAAAUAUUUAGAAACAUGAACUGGCAACUGAACUGAACUUUAGCUCAAACUGAUGGGUAGUUUAAAUCACUUUUCAUUUAAAGUAAUUAUUUAUUUAAGUUGAUUGCAGACCACUUUUUGACAGUAUAUUCAGAAACAUUUUGUGUAUUUUCUGGAUCUGAUUUUUUUUUUUUUUAUAUAAAUCAAGCUUCCAGAAUUCCAGCGUUUGUGUAAAUUCAGUAAAUCCAGUUUCCAGCCCAGAUCGUCUGAAAUAGCACACUUUUAAAAUAUCCAAUGUGUAAAUAAUUUGUAUUAAAGUUUGUCAGGCCUUAUCCGAGCGCGCGCGGAGAGAAAUCUGCCGAACUCUAAAAGUUCUAGAUGCACUUUUUUCCUUGAUCUCCACAGAGAAGAGCACCCGAAUCAUCUGCUUUGUUAAAUGUGUAUAUUUGUAAGUUUUGUAAACACUGGCAUGGUGUGUUGUGUUUGCUGCUAUAGCAUGCUGCUUUUAAGUGUGCGAUAUUCCUGCAAUAAAUUAUAAACUUUUUCA
Molecule: messenger RNA, 2403 nt
Organism: Astyanax mexicanus (Mexican tetra)
Lineage: Eukaryota; Metazoa; Chordata; Actinopteri; Characiformes; Acestrorhamphidae
Product: forkhead box protein B1-like
Exons: 2
Coding region: 524-1534 (336 amino acids)
Biological process (GO): regulation of transcription by RNA polymerase II; anatomical structure morphogenesis; cell differentiation
Molecular function (GO): DNA-binding transcription factor activity, RNA polymerase II-specific; RNA polymerase II cis-regulatory region sequence-specific DNA binding
Source: RefSeq, a predicted model, not a curated record